Molecule: messenger RNA, 2211 nt
Organism: Filobasidium floriforme
Lineage: Eukaryota; Fungi; Basidiomycota; Tremellomycetes; Filobasidiales; Filobasidiaceae
Exons: 2
Coding region: 174-2075 (633 amino acids)
Source: RefSeq, a predicted model, not a curated record
AUCGUAUCGUACAUCGUACAUCUCUUGCCUACCGUCCUCCAGCCCAUCAUUCGUCAAUACGUCUCGCGGGUACCAAAUUUCUAUUCCAUCUCACGAGAGGAAUCACGGACCAGGCGCCUUCUCGAUAGCCAAGUGAUACCGGUACCUGCAACACAAUUGCCCAUCUCGACAAGAUGUACCGACCGCGAACCUACGACAAGGAUAGGGAAGAAAGGGCACCAAACAUUCAGACAGUAUACAAUCGGCCUGACGAUCGAGCCGGUCGGCCGGACGAUCGAGUCCCAGCCCGAUAUGCACCCAGAGAACGAUCAGCUUCACCCAGAAGGAGCGGCGUAGCAGGUCCAUCCGCCUAUGCGACCAGUCCCUAUGCCAACGUGAACAAGCCGACGGCACUGGAUCAUUCUCACUCUCGUCGGAUCUCAGGUUCUGAUUACCGGGCUCCAGUGCCGGAUUCGGGGUAUCGGUCUGCAGGACCCGUGGCACCUGUACGAGGCUGGGAGGGCUCGAGACCCGGGGGCUCACCGAGCCAUUAUGCUUCUCCCAUGGACCUUGGAGAGGCCAGAGAACCUCCCGGGGCAGUAGGCAGGUACCCUGAAGCGAGGAGCGAGCCAGGAUUUUACAAGGAAAGAGAUGCACCUAUGAGUCAGCCUCUCAUGAGAGAUGCAACAGUGAGAGAUGUCCACAUGAGGGAUGCAACAGUGAGGGAUGUCCAUAUGAGAGAUGCUACCACCAGGGAACCUCCUGUAAGAGAUCUCGCUCGCGAAGCCUUUCACUCUCAAGAUGCCUCGCAAAGCACAGCAGCGAGGGAGGGGAAUGUGAGGGCAACAGGGAUGAGGGAUGGGCCAUCUGGAAGGGAAGGACAACCACCUGAGGGGUUACCCAAGAGUGGGCCAUUACACAAAGAUGGACCUCUGAGGGACGGACCUUCGAGGGAAGCAUCAGCGCCGGGGAAGGGCAGGGAGGGAGUUCGCGAGCCCGGCACGCGGGAGAGUACGCCGAGACAUACAGGAUCUAGGGAGUCGGGAAAGAGGCAGUCAGGGAGCCGGGAUGUGCAUAUGAGGGACGCUUCGAGGGCAUCGACAAGGGGAGACAGUCAUGUGAUGACAUCGGAACAAUCGGACGCCGCAGAUACGUUCUUGCAUAAUUUCAUGCUUCAACAACGAGCCAUGAAGAACCUCAUGCAAGCCAAGGACAAUCUCAAGCAGUUCGAAGAGCUGAAAUCUCAAUGUCCGGACGACCCUCGACAACGGGCUGACCUGGACGCCAAGGUGCAGACGAAAAAGGACGAGCUCGUCAAGGCCGAAAAGACUAUUGCCAAGCUCGCGGCGUCGACGACGGCUUCGCUGAGGGAUUGGAUGCGUGCGGCCGGGCAGGGAAUGGAUUUGCAGGGUGGCGGUGGAGAUGCGACGAGGCAGGCUUCGAAUGGGGAGUCGUCGGGCUCGAACGGGGUGACCAAUGGUGCUUCUUCCGGCGGUCAAGCGCCUGUUAUCCAAGGUGAUGGAUCAACGGGUGCCGCUCCUGGCGUUGCCAUCAACACAGCGAACAACGCAGCGCCGAAUCCGGCGGGACCGAGCACGAAUGGUGAUACGGCUGCCCAUCCUGCCAACACCGGCAGCACUACUCCUGCCACUGCUGCCCCCGCUGCCGACCCCAUCAGCCCGGCGACCAAGAACCGUAAACUGAAAGCGGGCGUGGCUCGAGACAUCGAGGGACUCAAAGCCAACGUCGACAAUCUGAUCACGACGUACUACAACGUCGAGGACAACGCCAACGAUCGAGCACAGAAACUCCAGGAAGAGAUCGACGAAAUCAAGAAACACCACGAGGCAGAGAUCGCUGAUACACUCUAUAUCGUGGAAAAGGAGCGGAAGGCUCGGAAGAGCGAUAAAGCGAACGCCGAAAAACGUGAUGCGGCCAGGGCGGCCGAGAUCCAGUCACUCAGGAUCAAGGUGCUCCAAUCGGAACAGGCGAUGAAGAGGAUGGAGGAAGGGUUGAAAUCGUUGAGAGAUGGUACCGAGAGGGCCAAGGUGCCUUUGGGACUGGCGGAGAGGUUGGGGCCUAUGGGAGGAAGCUGAGAGGGGAACGUGCGGAUGGUGGGCACAAUGACGACCUAUUUACGAAAAGAUGACAGCUAGCUGCUAGAGACCGAUGGGGUGUAUAGAGCCGAUACGUUGUAUCAUUUCAUUUGCAUCUUUCCUGUUUCACUCACGC